Xiphophorus hellerii (green swordtail) is the source of this 14159-nucleotide messenger RNA. RefSeq lists its product as uncharacterized. The transcript has 71 exons. Lineage: Eukaryota; Metazoa; Chordata; Actinopteri; Cyprinodontiformes; Poeciliidae. Gene Ontology annotation, molecular function: lipid carrier activity. The record is from RefSeq and is a predicted model, not a curated record. Bases 1680 to 12806 code for a protein of 3708 amino acids. Gene Ontology annotation, biological process: lipid transport.
GGCAGAGCUUAAUUGCUUUAUGCACCAUACAGCAGGACAUUCCCACACUUUGCCUUGCGUCUCAAAAGGAAGCCAGACCAAAGAAACGAUAAGCUGGGAAAACUUAGAGAGGUUUUGAAAUGAUCACUCUUAAGAGCUGGUUACCCGGUAACCUGCCCUGGUCCAGUCAAAUGUGAGACCAUCUCUCCCACAGUGGAGGAUUGGUACAAAUCAGGUCAUGCAACAUAAUGACCCUACAAUCUACAACAAAGUGUCUGAAGAAGAAAAUGGCAGGGUUAGUGUCUUGUGAAAUAAAAUCUUUGCUUAGCAUAAUGCUAACAAACAAUGCUGUGGUGUGUCUUUGUUAGUUAAUUGCUAAUGAACGAUGCACAUCAGCUAGCUUGGCCUUUUUCUAUUCUUGUUGCAUAAAAACAUGAUAAAAAUAAUAAGUCUUGUGUCUGUCAAUUCUAUAUGCACUAUUUGUUUGUUAAUUAAAGGAUCAAAGGCCUGCUGAUCAAAUAUACUAUCUAGCUGUUACAAAGUGUUCCAGUUACCUUAUCCAACACUUCCUAUGUAAAUACCGCUUCAUUAGAUGUACAGCAGGGGGGUACAAACUCUUUGUGGCAUGGGUCAAAAUUCUCAAGUCAAAAGUGAUUGGAGGCCAAAAACAUGAGAGUUUUGAAAACUAAAAAAAUAACAAAACAAGUUUUGUUAAGAUUUUUUUUCAGACUUAGCGUGCAAUAUUUUGAUUAAAAGAAUAAGGUAGUUAUAGCCUACCUUAUUCUUUGUAGGAAAUGGAUGGGCAAAUUAUUGUAGAUCAAAACACAAACAAGGUUUUGCCUUGUUAAAAAGAAAUCUCAAAUAAAUAGAUAUUUUUGAGGCCGACUCUUUUCUAUUUUCUUGGCCAAGAAAAUAAUUUUUUGUCGAUUUUUAUCAACAAAAUGCAGGAUUCGGGUCACUCUUUCGUCAGGUUUUCCAUCAGGAUUGAUGUAGCAGAGAUUUAUGGGAUGUUAUUUAUUUCUGAUUUAAACUUCUCUGCAUCUUCCUCCAGUCUGCUGUGUUGUUUGGACUGCAUGCUGUUUGUUCUCCAAUUUUCUCUAACAAAACCUGUGAGGCCAGAAACAGAAGAGCUGGAUUUACUGAGUGUAAUUCCACACAGGUAGAAUCUAUUUGCUAACUAUGAAACUCAAAAGCAAUUGGUUAGACUGGAAUUUAUGUAGUAUUUCUGUGUAAAGUGGAGCAAAUGCUUGCAACAAAUUUUGAAAUGUCUUAUUUUCCUUCCUCUUCCCAAUUAUCCACCAUUUUCACAUAAAAUCCUUAUCAAAUACAUUAAAGUUCUGUGGUGGUAGCAUGUCAAAAUGUGGAAAAGUCCAUGGAUACUAGUACGUUUACAAGCAGAUGUGUGUUCCAUAUACUAAACCUACAUUUUCUCUACAUAUGUGCCUCAUGUGUCCAAUUUGGCCACACAUCUUCAUGUGUUUUGAGUCUCGAGGCCUCGCCAAUGAUUGGCCUGUUGAGUGUUUGUAGCUUUUAGCUCGGGAGCUGCGUCUUGAUUGGCCGCUUUGAGCAGGAUGGGUCACAGUGGAAGUCCACACAUACAAGCCCGGUCAUUGAGUUAAGCGAACAGAGCUUGGCUUUCAUCCCUCAUGUACAUGUCAGGGUUGCCGAGGCUGCCGGACCUGCGCUGACUCUGGGUUGCUAUGGCCGUGUCUGUGUUGCUGCUUGCUUGUCCACGUGUUAUUUUGAUUUUUCUACUUCUUCAUGUAGGUGAUUGUCUUCUGGUGGAGCCAAUCAUCUGUGACACAAGUUGUCUCGGGUCUCAGAGCACUGACUUCUCCGCUCAGAAAAGUGUGAGAUACACCUACAGGUACAGCGCGGCCAUCAGCACCACCCUCCAUGGCUCGGGUGGAGGCCGGAGUGGCCUGGCCCUGGAGUGCGUGGUGGACAUCGAGGCGGUCUCCCACUGCCACCUAACCAUGCAGAUAAGAAAUUCCCAGAUAAAGCGUAUGUCCCCUCAGAGGGAACACUCUGUCCUGCAUCUAAAAACUUUGAGGGAGUCACUGGAGAGAACGCGCCUCAAGUUCUCUCUCCAGGGGGGAAAGGUCACAGCCCUCUGCCUCCAGGAGGGGGAGCAGGUGUGGGCUCUCAACAUUAAACGGGCUUUACUGAGCAUGCUCCAGACCUCCCCCAUGGUCGCCAAAUUCAGAGAAGAGACAGAGACUGAUGUUCAUGGAACAUGCACCAGCAGAUACGAGAGGCGAGGACCAACACUGCUGAAGAGCAGAGAUCUGAGGCAGUGCCAGCAGUCCAGGCUGGACCGCCUGUGGCCUCAUUCAGUCACUCUGACCGAGGACACAAUGGUGGGGAUGGAGCUGCACUGUGUCCAGCGGCCUGGCCAGUCGAUGGUGGAAGAAGUUAACUGUACUGAGGUUGUAUCGUUGGCAACUUCCUUGACGCCGUUAGGGCCUGUAAAGACAAAGAGUGUGUCCACGUUGCUCCUGCUCGAAACCCAGCCGGGAGCGUCUACCGGAGCAGAGUCCCUGAGUCCUGGUGUGUUCACUGACCUGCAGUUUGAGGAUGAAGGCCCUUCGAGGCCGACAAGUCUCCAGGAAGUUGGUCGGACUGUCGCGUUGCUAUGCAGCGUUGCCUCGGAUCCACAGCUGAUUUCCCAGGACUUCCUGGAGCUGGUGUUCCAGCUCAAAGACAUGACUCUUCCUCAACUCAAAACACUUUGGCAAGAAUCUUCUUUCAAGUGCAGAAAUGACUGGCAACCACUACUGGAGGCAUUACCAGCGUGCGGAUCUGAAAACUGCAUUCUGCUGCUGACUGAGCUGGUGCUGAAUAAUGAGCUGGAGGAAGGGCAGGUUAACUCUUUUCUGACCACCUUAGCCGUCAUUCCGCACCCAUCACCUCAGAUCAUUGGCUCCAUCAACGGCUUUUUGGCACGCCAAGAGCUACGGGCCAAAGCGAUGCUGGCUGGAUCAUCUCUCAUCUAUCAGAUGUGCCAAAGGUUUCAAGCUUCCUGCGGUGAAAUGCCUCAGGUUGAGUUUUUCAUGCAGACAAUUCAGGAAACCCUGAAUGCAGGGUGUGGCGAAAAGGAACCUCAUCAAAUCAGAGAGCUUAUUUAUGCAUUGAAAUCCAUUGGAAACAGUGGUGUGAAUGCAGCGUCCUUUAUUCCUCUGUUGAGUCACUGCCUGCUGGGCCACCAAACUGAGCUGGAGCUCAAAGUCACCGCAGUCAAAGCUUUCAGACGCUUUCCAUGCUCAGCUGACCGGUCGGUGCUGUUGCAGCUGUACAGAUGUUCCCGGGAGGAUCCUGAGGUCAGGAUGGCUGCAUACCAGCAGCUCAUGCUCUGCCCCGACCAGGAAGUGUUUGAAGUGGUGAAGACAACACUGAAGAACGAGACCUCCAGCCAAGUGGGGUCCUUUGUGUGGAGUCAUCUCACCAAUAUCCUGCGGAGUGAGGAUCCUGUGAAGCAGACACUAAUUCAGCUUCUGCCUGAUGACAUUAUAAGCAGAGAUUUUGAGGCAGAGUUUUGGAAAUAUUCCUCCUAUUCAGAUCAUACUUUUGUUUCAGGCUUUGGGAUAAAGAAUCUAGAAACAUCCCUGAUUUUCUCUCCGAAGUCCUUUCUGCCCAGAGCGAUCUCGGUCAACCUGACGAUGUAUCUGCAUGGCAGAGCGCACAACCUUCUGGAGGUGGACGUACAUAUGGAGAACUUUGAGCCACUUCUGAGGAGCGCUUUUGAUCAGAAGACAGAGGGCGAGCCAACUGCUAAAAGUGAAAAACAAGAGACCAGAAGGAGGAGAAGAAGAGCAGACGACGGAAACAGAAAAGAGAAAGAAACAUGUUUGUCCGACACCGACGGUUAUCUGAGCCAGGCCAGGGCCAUGUUGUUUGAAAGAAGGAGAGCAGACGAGGAAAGGCCGAAGUGUCGGGUUUCUGUGAAGAUCUUCGGGAACGAGCUCAGUGUGUUCACAUGUGACGACGUCCGUGACCAAAUCCGUCAGGGUUCCCUCAGCCUGGCUGGGCUGGCUGUGAAACUGCUCAAGGGUCAUGAGGUUCAUCUGAGCCACAGGGGUGUGCUGAUGGCUGAGGAGCUGCGAUUGCCCUCCCUGUCUGGCGUCCCCAUCAACUUGGGCGUCAAUAUGACCUCUCUCCUUUCACUGCACCUGAAAGGCAGCGUUAACUACAGGGACACUUUGCACUUCUCCCUGAAUGGAUACGUCCGUCCCAAUGCUUAUGUGGGCUUGUCAGCCAGGAUGGGGGUGGACGGUGCUCCGGGUCAGGCCGCGGUUGAAUGGCUCGCCGAGCUCAGGAGCUCCCCCAGCCUGGAUGGGAGCUUCCAACUGCAAGAGGGCCGGGAAGUCCGAGUCACCCUGAACACACCACAGGACUUCAUGGACGUUAUCUCUCUCAGCUCCAGAGUGUUUCAGCUCAGCGGAGACCACAGAGAGGAGAUGAAGGGACCGAAGAGUCGAAUCCAGAAGACCACCUGCACGCCAAAAAGCUGGUCUAAAAUGAUUGGCUGGCAGCUGUGCUCCAAUGUGUCAUACCCUUCACUUCCCACUGGUGUCGCUCUGCCCCCCACUGGACCGGCCCAUCUGUCGCUCCGCCUGCUGAAGCUGGACAGAGGCCUCCACUAUUAUCUGCUGGAGGCUGCUUACUCAUUACAUUACAAGAGGGGGACCUGGCUACCCAGAGAGGCCUCCAUCCACCUCCUCCUUGCCACGCCCCAGUCCUCCAUUCCCAGGGACAUGUCUCUGGACCUGGCCUUCAGCUCCCACAGAGUGCUGCUGAGAAUCAAACACCCACUGAAAACCAUCGUCUUACAGGGACAGUUUGAUCAAGAGAGGAAUAUAAAAUCUGGGAAGCUUGAGCUUGCAAUCGACAGUGUCCAUUUUUAUCUCAUGGGUUUGGUGGACAGCACCAGCCUUCAGUAUGAGCAGAGAACGCGCUACCACCUGGAAGCUAAGAUGGCCGCCGAUCAACGGCCUGUGAUUCUGUCUGCUAAUGUCACCCGUGGAUUGGGCAGGAAGAGCAGCUUCUCUGCUACUCUGAAGAACGUGUUCAGAGAGACGGCUUCGCUCUCAGUGGCUCUGGAGCGGCGGCAGGACCUUAGCAGCAGCAGCAGCCAGUACUCUGUGGAGGCGGAGCUUUUCUUACCUGGACUGGUGGGCAGCAGGAUGCUAGGACUGAUGGAACAGAAGGGGGAGCUGUGGAGCUCUGUCCUUAGGGUCAAAUAUGGGCUGAGAGGGGACUCCAGGAACCUGCAUCAGGAGUGCUACACAUCCCAGAGACUGAGGAGAGGGAGGGACUCCAACCUCACAUACAUCAUGAGAGCUGAUCAUGAAUUCUACUGCACUAACAUGGAACCUAUCAACCACAAGAUCCACAUGAAGCAUGAGGAAAGCCCCAGCCACAUCAAAUCCGUCCUGGACCUGAGCUACGGCAAACACUGGGAUGAGAUUAAUAACAAACACACGCUGCUCCUCAGUCAGUCCUUCAGAAACCAGUCCACACAAAACCACACCAGUUACACUUUGGAGUUUACCCUCCAGGUGCCUGAGAAGAACUUGAACUACAGGACUCAGCUGAUGCACUCUCGCCUGCUGCAGCACGGCUCUGAGAGCAGCACUCACCUAAAAAUCAACUACAACAACCUGAUGCCUCUGGUGGCGGGGUUACACUGGAAGAGCCCCUCCGAAAACUCCCUUCAUAAAAAAUGGGAAGGCACGUUCAACAUGGACACACCUGGACAGUACAUCUAUGCCGCCUACAGGCUGAGCCGGCCAAACCGCCAUGCCCUGCAGCUCACCUCGGAGCUGACGGCCAGCAAGUGGCUGAGCAUCCGCAACCUGGUUCUGGACGGGUUCUACAGGGAUCGGGGUAGAGAGAAAGCAGCGCGCUUUGAGCUCCACACACCAGCUGCUACCUACGUCCAGGCGGGGGUUUGGGGUGCGGUGGGGAGGCAGGCGGUGAAGGCCCACGGCUCCUUAGCUUCACUCUGGACUCCUCCUCUGAAGGCGAACGUCUCUCUGGAGAGCUCUAAAUCCAGCCACGCCCUGGUGAUGAGCGCCACAUGUGGCAGGCAAAAUGUCAGCUUCACUGCUGCUGUGAGCGGUGCUGAUAAGAAUUUGAAGAAGAGGCAGGCGAUAUUAAAGAUGGCCUUCACCAAGCCGAAGACUCCGACCGUGGAAGUGGAGUUAGAGGGAUGGGUGGAGGAGCUGAGGAGGGACAGGAAGAUGUAUCAGAAAGCAGCCCAGCUCCAAUUUAGGCAGCCCUUCCAGAACUUUCCUCAGACUCUUCUUCUGCGAGAAACCUUCACUGUGGACCUCGUUAAAGGUCUCUACGUUUUGGAGACUAAAGCCGGUUUCCACGACAACAAAGAGGUCGUCCACACAUUGACUCUCGGCUACAAACCGCCAAGCCCAUUUGUUUGUUCUGCACUAAUCCACACGUUCAGCUCUGACACUUUUCCAUCAGACUCUGAGGUCUGUGUGACUGCCACCAGCAACCAGACACACAGAGAUCUACGCGGGACGCUGCAGGUUAACGGGGAGGACAAACUCUGCCUCUUUGGGCAGAUUCAACAGAGCCCCUCCAAUUCAAAUCAGCAGACAAUAAUAAUUAAAGCAAACUUCACCCAUGAACUACAGCUGCGGCUGCCCUCUUCUGCUCUGAUGGAGGGAUACUUGCACUGGAUUCCUAAACACAGCACUGACUUUGACUACCAGGCCAGAGGAAAGCUGAGACUAGAGGGACAGGAGUGCACACUUUCAGUGCAGCUGAACGGAACAGCAGGAAGAGUCAGCCUCCGUUCCUCUCUCACUCAUCCCUUCAAGUCGAAGAUUCCCGAAGCGCUACAGGUGAAAGCUGCUGUAGACGCCUCAGAGACUGGCAAAAGGAGCAGUUCAUUGUGUGUGAGAGCGAAUGGGAAGAGCAGGGUGACUGUGACUGGUCAGAUGUUCCACCGGCUCCAGAAUCCAGAUAGAGUGGCGAGAUUGGACCUGGAUCUGUCCCAGAACCUCCUUCCGUCAGUCAGCGCCCUGCAGCUGAACAUGGCAGCCAACGUGUCAGCAGACAGCGUGGCUCUGCAUGGCUCCGUCACACUGGGACAGGAGGAGCUGCUGGUCCAGGUCAAAGGGUCACGGAUAAACUCCCAGGUUCUCCGGCUGGUUUUGUUGGGGAAUGUUCACCAUUCCAUGUCCGUAUUGGAGGCUCUGCCGUCAGUCCUGAGUCUGGACGGAGUGUUAGAGCACUCUGAUACUUUAACAGAAGGUCACCUGGGGGUUAACGUGAUGGAAGCUGUACACAGCAUAGAGCUGAGACAUCAGCUGGAUGCUGCAGAAGGUCUGGUGAAAGGAGAAGGAACGAAGGGAGGUGAUUACCAGCGGACACAGGCCCGGCUCUGUGUUUGGUCCGGACUCCAGAACCUGUGUGCUAACGUUAGCCUCCACCUGGAGAACCGGGGAAACGGACAGCUCUCUGUUCAGCUUUCUCACUCUUUCCACCGACUCAACACCACAGGCGUUCCUGGUGACAGCAGUGCUAAGGUGAAGUGGACCCAGGACGAGUUUGGACUGUCUGUCCUCGUAAUGCUGCAGGCUGGAGCUGAGCAUGUCAGAGCUGAGUUCCUCAGAGACAGAACAGACCAGCGGUGGAGCUACUUCUCCAGGUUCCAACAUCAAGUCAAAGCCCUGCAAGCAAGAGGCCUGCCAGGCUCAUUCCAAGCCAGAGCACAGCACCAGUUAGAAACAGGAGGAAUUGACAUAAGUCUGGUUCUUAGCGUGGAAGACGAGAGAACGGCAGAGAUGUUUUUUAGCGUGGGGUCAGAAAAUAAGACGUCUGCUUUGGUCAUGAUGCUGUGGCAACACAUGAAGCUACUCCAGGGUCACAUCCCCAAUUCUUUACAGAUGAACUGCACCGGAGUCUCCACUGAAGACCGACUCUCGGCCAACUGCUUUGGAAACGUGGCAAACCGGCCCGUAGAGACUCUCAUUGGUCCACAGGCCUCAGCCAACAUCUCCGUCUCCCAUUCAGGAUGUGACACAAACCUCAGAGCAGUUCUCCAUGCUGGAGGGGAGCAGAAAGGUUCCGUCAGUCUGUCUGUGACCUGCGAUCCUCAUCGCAGUCUGCGUGCAUCUGUUCUGCACUUCAUCAGUGCGGUAAAAACGCUCAGAUUUCCCACCGGCGCAGCGCCACCUCUGAAUGUGUCAGGUGGACGUCUGCCUCAGGUGGACGCUAGCCUGGAGUUGGGACGGUGCUAUUUCAGGGGGAGCGUGGGUGACUCCACCGCUCCGCAGGCAGCAGCAGACGGCCCCCAAUCGCUCACUGUGAAUGUGAGAAGCCACUGUCCCCUGCUUCAGGGGUGGGUCCUCCCUCAGUCUCUGGCUCUUCGGGCCCUCUUGUCAGUGGCUCCCUGCCAGCUGACCGUGUCGUCCUCUCUAAGGGUGGACGAUGAGGAUGCGUCUUUAGAGCUAAGUUGGUCCUGUGUGACUCCGUAUCUCUUCGGGAGCGUCAGUCAGUCAUUCUCUGGGCUAAAGAGCCGAGGUCUGCCGCAGACGAUCAGCGUGGAGGCUUUGGCUCUGGAGGGUUCGGACCAGGGUGGAGCUGUGACUGUUGAUGUUGGGACAUGUAGGAUUAGAGCCAGGAGAAUCGCUCAAGACAGAGGAACGGGACGCCGGCUUUGGGCCUGGGAGACAGACUGCCCUGGGUUACAGGUUCGUGUGAACGGCUCAGUGUGGGAGCACCCUGGGGGUGUGUGGACGGCUGUGAUGGAGACUGAUCUGAAGGGCAGGAGAGCGUUCCUCAGACUGGAUGCUGAACCUGGGCCAGAACUGAGAGUUGAGGGCGUGUUGAACCAUGACAGUUCCCUCUCCACUCAGCCUAACAGCAGUACACUGAGAUUCAGCAGCUCUGGAUUACAUGCUGCAGAAGUUUUUGUUCAGACGGAGGAAUGCCACCUCAGAGCUGAAGGGGAUGUAAUGUCACGUCCUGGCCUGCAGGUGUCACUGCUAUACCACAAUAACUGCUCUAUAAUUCAGGAGUGGUUCAGUCCAAACAUCAUGCAGGCUUCAGGCUCUCUGCUGAUCUCACCAGCUUCUGUUUCCUCCCACAUCUUCCUGGUGGUAGAUGGCAAAGAGUUGCACACCGUGCUGUCUGCAGGACAAACUGAGGUUCACAGGGAAGCAUUUCUACAUCUGAACCAUUCCGUCCCCCUGCUGAAGAAACUGGGCCUGCCCGUGAAUGUGUCCCUGGCAGUAAACUGUGAGAGUCACAACAAUGGUUCUCGCUCUUUUACGGCCAAUGGCAGAGCAGAAAAUCAGCGGUUUUCUCAAGAGCUGAAAAUGGAAAAGACAUCCGAGACUGUGAGGGUGCAGGGUGAGCUAAAACAUGCAGUGAAUUAUCUGGGCAAGCUGGGAGUCCCUGGAAGCAACAGUGUCCAGGUAGAACUUGGUUCUGCUGAAGGACGGAUCCUAAGCCUGGAGUCUCAGUGUGGAGCUCAGCAGUCAGGACUCAGACUGCAGCUGAAGACGAUUCCUGAACUCAAAGAAGUGAGGGGAACUCUGUGGCAUGAUUCGUCAUGGCUUCACCACCGAGGCCUGCCCCUGAGAAUAUCGGGCCUUUGCUCCAUAAAGGGAGCGUUGUCUGAGCUCCGGUCCAGGGCUGAGCUCAGUGUGGACGGACGCAAGCUGCUAACGUCCGGGCUGGAUGUCAGCGGAGCUGCCGGUCGCCUGGCUGGACUCGUCUCAUUCUCUUCUGCUGCUCUCAAUCAAACACAGACACAACACAAGCUGGACACUGUCCUAACUGUGCAGUUCAAAGGUCCUUUAAGAAGCGCGUCAUUAGACGUUCACCGCCAGGACUGGAGGUUCCUGGUGGCGGGGGAGGCCGGGGGCUGGGGGACGCGUGGCGGUACCAAGGAGGCCCGGUUCACACUGAGGCACACUGAGCGAGGAGAAGCUAGCCCUGCCUUCCAGGUGGAGGGCUGGGGGAGACUGACGGAGUCCCUGCUGAGGGCCUCCAUGGCCGUCGACCCUGAGCUCAGCUCUUCAUUCGCACUCAUUGUCCAAGGACACACUGCCACUCCCAGCAAGGAACUGAUGGUGAACGUGGUCCACAGCGCCCCCCAGCUGCUGCCAUACCUGCCCCCCCAGCUCCACCUCCGUUCUCAGUUGAACCAGUCCCAGUCCAACGUGGCAGCGCUGGUGGAGGUGUUAUCAGGCAGGAGGAAGCUGUGGGCUCUGGGGGAGCUGGCAGCCAUGGAGGGCGGCUACAGGCAGACUGUGGAGGUCAGACACUCCUUCCCACAGCUGCAGCCUGUGCCCAGACUUGUCGCAGUUAGUACGAUGUAUGAGGCCAGAAGGUGGCGCCACCUGAUCCAGCAGGCCACCGUGUGGGGCAGCCACCAGUUCAGCUUGUCUGCUCUGCACUCGGCUGCUCCAGGUCUGGACUUGGAACCAGGCAACCACACUCUGAAGGUCCAGGUCAGCGGCCUCCCCCGUUUGAGCAGUCUGGAGUUGGUGCAUGAGAGCUCCUCCCACAGCCGACUGGACAGCGUUUCACUGGGCUGGAAGAGGCAGGGACUUCUGGAGCAGGUGCGCAUUCUCAGGUCGUGGAGUCUCUCCGAGGAGACAAACGAGACGAAGCUGGAGCUGAAACAUCCCUUCUGCUCGGCGCUGAGCCAGCUGUCUCUGCACACUCUGUCACUCCGCUCACCCAGGAAGAGCAGCAGCAGGCUGCAGACCCAUUUGUCCUGGGACGGUGCCGUUCCAGUCAACAUUUCUCUCACCCUGAACAAACUCAGCUCCAGCGUGGGCCGGGCGUGCGUUCUGCUUUCAGCCAAGCGGAUGGCCGUGUCUUCUGGAAAGGGCUGCGUAUCGAUGGGUUACCGCGGAAACCUGUAUUCACAGACGGCAGAGGUGACAUGGCACAACAAGAGUUUCAGGCAGGACAUGACGUACCAGAAAAGUGCUGAGGGAUUGUACGGCCUCCAGCUGUACGUGGAUCUAGACCGAGUGGCCCCUGCACCCUGCCACUCACACAUGCUCCUGGCCAAAGUCCUGACCAACCUCAGGGACCGCUUGGAGCACAGAGUGGAGCUGGGAGUUUGUCCUGAACAGCCUACUCUCUGGUGGUCCGGGUCCCACAGAGUGAACUCAGGAGAGGAGCUGUUCUACAGUCAGUGUAACGUUUCGGUGACGGGUCGGCCGCUCCGGUCCCGCUUCACGCUCGCCCUCACCAACUCCUCCACUGCCCAGGGGACCAACAUCUCUCUCUAUACCGAGACGGUGGUGGGUAACUGGAGCUUGUUGCUAGGUAGCAGCGGCCUGUCGGGGCCCCACGGGGCCGGCCUCCAGGUUCACGCCACGCUGGACCGCAGACACCAGGUCUGGGUCAACGGAACACUGGGGGGCCGCUGCCUCCGGACCGCUGCAGGCUACAUGAACAGUCCAGGCCUCUGUGAGGACGUCAGUGCAGCAGUGUGUGCAGGAAUGAACCACAGCUUUAAGGCCGAGGUGCAGAGAAGAGAACGCUGCAGAGAGACUGAGACUCUGGGAAGCUGGUCAUUGAAAACGGCCAAUCAGAGGCUGAUGAUGUCAGCCAGCGGCUGCUUGGAGAGAUUAACUGCAGCAGAGGAGCGAUUUCACUUCCUAACCUCUGAGAUCCAGAAGGAACUCCUGGAGAGGAGGAAGGCAUUACAGCAUCUUCUAACAGAAACCACUGAACAGCCUGCAGACAUGCGGCUGCUGCAGGACUGGAGCUCCGUCCCUCUCCUCGUCUCCCAGCAUGCCGAGGGCCUGCUGGGCCGGGGCUCCACAGGGCUGCUGUCCCUGUGGCUCAGCAGCUCCCUGCGCCGCGCGCUGACCAGCAGCCUGCCUGACCUGCUGGGUCGGCUCCAGCAGGCCUCACUGCAGGGCCAGCAGGAGCUGCGGCGGCCUCUGGCGACCCUGGCUGGAGUGUACCAGGACGUGAAGGGCCAGAGGCUGGAGGCAGCAUGGAGGGAGGCUGUUGGGAUGUGGACCGGCAGGCUGCUGGACGUCCUGCCUGCUGAGCUGGAGAACCCUCACCUCAGAGCCCUGGCAGCAGCAGGAGCCUCCGCCCUCACAGCCGCUCUGGACGUGGCGGGCCAGCAGAGCUCCCACUGGGCCGAGGCCAGGCUGGCCACGGCUCUGUCUGGACUCAGGAAACGGCUGGCUUCUCUCUACACAUUCAGCCGCAGAGACUGUGCAGUCGCUUUGUCGGUGCCGCUGCUGAAUCUCAACCUGUCGAGGGCCGCCGAGGGCGGGCUGUUGGAAACCGUGCUGGAGGAGUGGCUCCUGGGGCCCCUGAGGGCCCUCGCCUCCGUCAGACCUGCAGCUGAGCUUUAUCGCUUCAAGAGGAGGAUCAUGGACAGCCCGUUCAGACACCAAGCGCUGCUGGUGGCUGAUCAGUUUGUGGUGACGUUUGACGGGCGUCUGUAUGAACUUCCUGUUUCCUGUCCGCUGCUCCUCGCCCAGGACGUCCGCACCGAGCCGUCCUUCACGCUGCUGCUGGGCGCCGACGCUCAGAGCUCCCUGCUGAUACGCAUGGACAACAGCAGAGUCCACAUUCAGCGCACUGGCCAGGUGAAAGCUGACUGUAAGAACGCCGUCCCACCUGGACCCCUCAGCAGCCGUGGACUGAGUGUGAAAAAAGGCUCAAACAAAGUACAGGUGUCCAGUCAGGAGGGACAGUCGGUGUCAUGUGACCUGCAGCUGGAGUUGUGCAGCUUCACCCUGGAUGGAUGGUUACAUGCGCGAGUCCAACUGAGUCCAGCAGCAGCACAGAGGAAACGUGUUUCCUGAUGGAGAAGACGGACGAUGCAUCUGUCAUUUCAUGGCUCCCCUGCUGACACAUUUAAGUCGACCUUUCUUCUCAUGCUCUGCCCUGAAACAUGAACGCGUCUUGUGUACGGAGCUGGACUGCUUCUCUGUGACCUUCAAAUCUUUUCAUGUUUGUGAGUGAGAAAGGAACUUGGGAAACACACUAAACUGUGUUCCAUUAAAUGAUCUCACUGGUGUAGUCAGCCAUCCUUCCUUCAUUUUGCCUUCAGUCAGUCAGACUCAGUAUUUGCCUUCUUUAAAACAUCCUGUAUUCGUUUUAGAUCAUCAAACAAAUGAUCAGACAAAGAUAACCUGACUAAAUGCAACAUGCUGUUUUCUCAGCAGUCUUUUAAAUUCACGUAGAGAAAUUUAUAAACCACUCUUCCUUGAAGAAUACAUUUGAUUGAGCCACAAUGGAGGGUUUUUGAGACAUGCUUUAGCUAGCACUGCACCAUUUCAAUUGGAGUAAUUAGUACUUUGACCAGCUCUCUCCAAACCUUUCAGUCUUUUCUUAAUAAGGAUAAACCUGCUGAUGUGCUUCCUGUGGUCUUGUUGCGUAAUCCAAUUGUGCCUCAUCUUAAGGUCACAAACAGAUCGUUGAAUGUUCUCCUUCAGGAUUUUCUGCUAAAGAGCAGCAGGUUGUGAAGCAGCAAAGCAAUAAAAACCACAAAGUUAACAUGGUUUUUUAACAUGAUACCUUUUACAUACAAAGCUGGUUUUAUGGGAUACACACAUUUUGAAAGGUUUAAGUCUUGGAGAUCGUCGUGAUGCUAUUUGUCAAAUGUAAGGCAGGCGUGUCUGUUGGUCUGUUGGUUUUUGUUGAGGCCUCCAGAGCUUUACAUGUUCUGGAGUUGUUGUUUUUUUUUUUUUUUUUUUACUCUUUCAACAAUUAAUUGACCUAUGAUUAAUUGUUGAUCAAUGGUUUAUUAGAUUCAAAUUAGAUCCUAUCUAUAAAGAAAUAACGCCCGCUUAGUCCUUCUUUCAGUGUUGUAGUGUGGCCGCCAUCCAGCAGAGGUCGCCGCUGAUCAUCCUAAAGUGGAGCCAGUUGAUAAAGAAACAAAGAUGGCAGGACCAUACCAGAACGGGGAAGAGAAACGGUCCAAACAGAGUCUGCAUUUUAUGCGUUUCUGUUUUGAAAUAUAGAAACUCAACAAUCUCCUGUCUAGCCCUGUCACAAUAAACAAUAAACCAAUUAAUCGCAUCAUAUAUUAAAAUGGCCUCUAUAAUUUCCAUUUGCAUGAUUUAUUGUUUUUUUCGUCAGACUGACGUUUUGAUCUUUUUUGAAGAACAGUUGUUCUGUUUGUAAAGAUUACAUAAUUUAUUUUUUGUUGUUUU